AACUCAAGGAAAAAGAUAAUUUUGUCACUAUGAUUCAAGUUAGCAGACAAAUGUUAGCCAGCAUUUUAAAGGCGAAGCAAUUAUACCACCCUUCAAAAUGCACUUGUAAAAAAAAUUUCUUCAAUAUAUCAAGGCAAUUCAGUGGCACAGCACAAGUUAAAUUGAAUAUGUGCUCGUUAAAAUCAAGGAGUUUGGUUGAACUCAAAGGGCGAGAUACAACAGAUCUACUACAAGGUUUAAUAACUAGUGAUGUUACAUUGUUAAAUGAUAAAAAAUUAUCUCAAUACUCCAUGAUGUUAAAUGUUCAGGGUCGUGUUUUAUAUGAUCUAUUGUUAUAUUAUAUACCAAGUGAAACAUGUGAUGAAAACACACUUCCAUCUACUGUUUGGAUAGAAUGUGAUAGUCAAAUUAAAGAUGAACUGAUUCAAACUAUCAAAAAAUAUAAAAUUAGAAAAAAGGUUACCAUUAGUGAUAUUAGUAAAGAUUUCAACAUUUAUACCUCACAGAGUCUACCAGCUGUACCUAAUACUAAUAUAAGACUAGCUACAGUUGACCCCAGAAUACCAGAAUUAGGUUACAGAGUUUUGGUUACGAGUGACUAUAGUACAGAUGACAGUAUUAAUAUAGAAGAUGAAGUGAAAUAUAGAGAAUUACGAUAUAGAUUAGGAAUUGGUGAAGGAAUUGUUGAUAUACCUCCUGGUAACUCUUUCCCAUUAGAGAGUAACUUAGUGUUUUUAAAGGGAGUUAGUUUUGAUAAAGGUUGUUAUAUAGGACAAGAAUUAACAGCUCGUACAUAUCAUACUGGUGUAACAAGAAAACGUCUCAUGCCUUUAGUCUUUCACAGCGAUAAAGUGGAUAUAGAGGCAGGAAUGAAUAUAACAUCAGAGAAAGGAAAAUCUGUAGGUAAAUUUAGAAAUAGUGUAAAUCAAUAUGGACUAGGAUUAAUGCGUGUAGCUGAAGCUAAGGGAGAACUAACUGUAGUUGAUAAAAAUGGACAGAAACUAGUUUGUACAACAGAUGUACCAUCAUGGUGGCCCAGUGAAAAUCAUGAUUUGUGAUAUGAUAAAUGAUAUGUGCAUUAAUUUGAAUUAAAUCCAUCUGAAUUUUAUACAAGACUCUCCUUUUCUAAGAGAACUUUGGAUGCUUGAAGUUUGUUAAAGGAACGAGUUAGCUUGAGGUAUGUUUGAAAGAACAUUUCUAGUACUCUUGAAGACUAUUUAAAUAUAUUUAAGAUUCAAAUACUGAUAUUUGAUUGAAGGUUUAAAAUUUGGUGAAAUUCCUUGAUUGUAAUAAAGCAAAUCAUUUCUCUUUU
Messenger RNA from Lottia gigantea (owl limpet), 1312 nucleotides. RefSeq lists its product as hypothetical. The coding region runs from base 30 to 1058 and encodes 342 amino acids. Gene Ontology annotation, molecular function: protein binding. Gene Ontology annotation, cellular component: mitochondrial matrix. The record is from RefSeq and is a predicted model, not a curated record. The transcript is spliced from 7 exons. Lineage: Eukaryota; Metazoa; Mollusca; Gastropoda; Lottiidae.